AUGGAAAUUAUUACUUUAAAUGAAAUGACCACAUUUCAAAAUAGAACAGUUAUGAGAAAACAGAAAGUUAAAAAGAAUUUUGAUCUUGGAGAAUCUGAUAGUAAAGGUUAUUAUAGGGCUAAAUAUAAAUAUUGUCUUAAAGAAAAAUGGCAAUAUGGUAAAUCUUCUGUGAUAGAAUCUUAUUUAGCUCUGCAUUGUAAGGGUGAUGUUCCUAAUAAUAUAAGACAAAAAUGGUUAAUUCAAGUUACUAAACAGAAUGAAAAUAUUAAAGAUAGUGAUAAUAGUGAUAAUAAAAGUUCAUCAUUAACUUCCAAAAAAUCUAAAACUUUAAAGUUUAAUUUUAAGAUAACCAAGCCUGUAUUAGAUGAGCAAAGUAGAGAAUUUGAUAAAGCUUUACUUAAAGCUUUUGUUAGUUGUAGAUUAUGCAAUGGAACAUUUCAUCAAAUUUAUGAGAUCAUUAUGAAAUUUUACAAAAGUAUUUAUAAUGAUGAAGCUUCUUGUCAACAAUUGGGUGUUAUUGAAGAUAAUUAUAACUAUUUUCAAGAUCUUGCAAAACCUAUUUUUGCAAUUGUACUCUCGCAAGCAAAUUAUUUAUCAGAAGAUAAUUUAUGUGAUAGUGCACUAAAUCUAACAGCUUAUAUAACAAAUGAAAGUUACAAAUUAAUUAUUAAAGAAAAUGAAGAAAAUUCUAUAGUGCGUAAUCAAUUAUAUAAUGAAAAAUGUGAGAUUGGAUCAGUUGCUAAUUUAUCUAAUACAACUUUUGGCAGACAAGAUAAUGCUAAAGAAACUUUAAUGAUUAUACAAAGAAGUAGUAAUAUGGAUUUUGAUCUAGCUGUUAUAGUAGAAAAUGAAUUUCAAUUAAAUUAUAUAUAUUAA
Molecule: messenger RNA, 876 nt
Organism: Cetraspora pellucida
Lineage: Eukaryota; Fungi; Glomeromycota; Glomeromycetes; Diversisporales; Gigasporaceae
Source: the annotation of a GenBank genome assembly